This is a messenger RNA of Miniopterus natalensis, 3827 nucleotides long. It is a transcript of the gene TRIM37, whose product is annotated as tripartite motif containing 37. NCBI's taxonomy places the organism in Eukaryota, Metazoa, Chordata, Mammalia, Chiroptera, Miniopteridae. Gene Ontology annotation, cellular component: ESC/E(Z) complex; peroxisomal membrane; aggresome. The record is from RefSeq and is a predicted model, not a curated record. Gene Ontology annotation, biological process: protein monoubiquitination; protein autoubiquitination; aggresome assembly. Gene Ontology annotation, molecular function: ubiquitin protein ligase activity; tumor necrosis factor receptor binding; ubiquitin protein ligase binding.
CUCCGCUCCCCUAACGCUGCGUCCUGUGCGCAUGCGCGCCCCGCGCCGCCGCGCCUCCAGCUGCCCUGGUUACCGUAGGUGUUUGUGAAUUCCCUGCAGCGCCUUCGCUGGAGACCUGAGGCGCCGCUUCAGCCGCGGUUCGUACGCGCGCGCCCGCCCCGCGUCACGUGGGCAGAGGCUGCUUCGCGGUCCCCGGCGGGCGGCUGAGCCGGGAGGAAAGAUCUGCUGCCACCUCUAGCCCUCCCACUACUCCCUGGGGCGGGCACGCGGAUAAAAAUGGCGAAGUGGGGGUAGCUGGCGCGGAACCUGAAGCGAUGGGGCGCGCAAGUGGGGCGGUCGUUGGAGCCUCCUGACGUGGGCGCCAGGUGGUUCUCCGCGGCAAUUUGAACUGGCGACCUCGGGCCGGCGCCUAAAAGGUCAGACCACGGACUCCGCGGGUCGCCGAAGGCCCCGCCGAGAGACGGAGGCGAUGGAUGAACAGAGCGUGGAGAGCAUUGCUGAGGUUUUCCGUUGUUUCAUCUGUAUGGAGAAAUUGCGGGAUGCACGCCUAUGUCCUCAUUGCUCCAAGCUUUGUUGUUUCAGCUGUAUCAGGCGCUGGCUGACAGAGCAGAGAGCUCAAUGUCCUCAUUGCCGUGCACCACUCCAGCUACGAGAACUAGUAAACUGUCGUUGGGCAGAAGAAGUAACACAGCAGCUUGAUACUCUUCAGCUCUGUAGUCUCACCAAACAUGAAGAAAACGAAAAGGACAAAUGUGAAAAUCACCAUGAAAAACUUAGUGUAUUUUGCUGGACUUGUAAGAAGUGUAUCUGCCAUCAGUGUGCACUUUGGGGAGGAAUGCACGGUGGACAUACCUUUAAACCUUUGGCGGAAAUUUACGAACAGCAUGUUACUAAAGUGAAUGAAGAGGUAGCCAAACUUCGUCGGCGUCUCAUGGAACUAAUCAGCUUAGUUCAAGAAGUGGAAAGAAAUGUAGAAGCUGUAAGAAAUGCAAAAGAUGAGCGUGUUCGGGAAAUUAGGAAUGCAGUGGAGAUGAUGAUUGCACGGCUAGACACACAGCUGAAAAAUAAGCUUAUCACACUGAUGGGUCAGAAGACUUCUCUAACACAAGAAACAGAGCUUUUAGAAUCCUUACUUCAGGAGGUAGAGCACCAGUUACGAUCUUGUAGUAAGAGUGAGUUGAUAUCUAAGAGCUCAGAGAUCCUCAUGAUGUUUCAGCAAGUUCAUCGAAAGCCCAUGGCAUCCUUUGUUACCACUCCUGUUCCACCAGAUUUUACCAGUGAAUUAGUACCAUCUUAUGAUUCAGCUACUUUUGUUUUAGAGAAUUUCAGCACUUUGCGUCAGAGAGCAGAUCCUGUUUACAGUCCACCUCUUCAAGUUUCAGGACUUUGUUGGAGGUUAAAAGUUUACCCAGAUGGAAAUGGAGUUGUUCGUGGUUACUACUUAUCUGUGUUUCUGGAACUGUCAGCUGGCUUGCCUGAAACUUCCAAAUAUGAAUAUCGUGUAGAAAUGGUUCAUCAGUCCUGCAAUGAUCCUACGAAAAACAUAAUUCGAGAGUUUGCAUCUGACUUUGAAGUUGGAGAAUGUUGGGGUUAUAAUAGAUUUUUCCGUUUGGACUUACUUGCAAAUGAAGGCUACUUGAAUCGACAAAAUGAUACAGUGAUUUUAAGGUUUCAGGUUCGUUCACCAACUUUCUUUCAAAAAUGCCGGGACCAGCAUUGGUAUAUUACUCAAUUGGAGGCUGCACAGACUAGUUAUAUCCAACAAAUAAAUAACCUUAAAGAGAGACUCACUAUUGAGUUAUCUCGAACUCAGAAGUCAAGAGAUUUGUCACCACCAGCUAAUCAUCUUAGCCCCCAAAAUGAUGACACUCCUGAGACACGAUCUAAGAAGUCUGGGUCCUGUGCUGACAUGCUUCUCCAGGAUAGUCCUACUUCAGCCUCUGUAAGAGAGACCAAAGAGGAUGAAGAUGAGGAGAAGAUUCAGAAUGAAGAUUAUCAUCACGAGCUUUCAGAUGGGGAUCUGGAUCUGGAUCUUGUUGGUGAGGAUGAAGUAAAUCACCUUGAUGGCAGCAGUUCCUCUGCCAGUUCCACAGCAACAAGUAACACGGAGGAAAAUGACAUCGAUGAAGAAACUAUGUCUGGAGAAAAUGAUGUGGAAUACAACAACAUGGAAUUGGAAGAGGGGGAACUGAUGGAAGAUGCAGCUGCUGCAGGACCUCCAGGUAGUAACUAUGGCUAUGUUGGUGCCAGUAGUAGAAUGUCAAGAAGAGCACACUUAUGUUCUACUGCUACAAGUAGUUUAUUAGACAUUGACCCUUUCAUUUUAAUACAUUUGUUGGACCUUAAGGACCGGAGCGGUAUGGAAAAUUUGUGGAGCUUACAGCCUCGCCCACCUGCUUCACUGCUGCAGCCCACAGCUUCGUAUUCUCGAAAAGAUAAAGAUCAAAGGAAGCAGCAGGCAAUGUGGCGAGUUCCCUCUGACUUAAAGAUGCUGAAAAGACUCAAAACUCAAAUGGCUGAAGUUCGAUGUAUGAAAACUGAUGUAAAGAAUCCACUUUCAGAAAUAAAAAGCAGCAGUGCUUCUGGAGACAUGCAGACAAACCUUUUUUCUGCUGACCAGGCAGCUCUGGCUGCAUGUGGAACUGAAAAUUCUGGCAGAUUACAAGAUUUGGGAAUGGAGCUCUUGGCAAAGUCAUCAGUUGCCAGUUGUUACAUACGAAACUCCACAAAUAAGAAGAGUAAUUCACCCAAGCCAGCUCGGUCCAGUAUAGCAGGCAGUCUAUCACUUCGAAGAGCAGUAGACUCUGGGGAAAAUAGCCAUUCAAGGGGAGACUGCCAACCUCUGUCGGAAGGUUCCCCAGGAAGCUCUCAGUCUGGGAGCAGGCAUAGUUCUCCCCGAGCCUUGACACAUGGCACUAUCAGUGACAUUCUGCCAAAAUCCGAAGACCGGCAGUGUCAGGCUUUGGAUUCAGAUGCUAUUGUGGUUGCAGUUAUCAAUGGCUUGCCUGCUGUUGAGAAAAGGAGGAAGAUGGUCACCUUGGGGGGUAAUGUUAAAGGAAGUCGUCUGGAAGGAAUGCAAAUGACUGACUUGGAAAAUAAUUCUGAAACUGGGGAAUUACAGCCUAUACUGCCUGAUGGAGCUUCAGCUGCCCCUGAGGAAGGAAUGAGCAGCGACAGUGAUGUGGAAUGUGACACUGAGAACGAGGAGCAGGAGGAGCACACCAGCCUGGGCGGGUUCAAUGACUCUUUCACGGCACAGCCUCCAGAUGAAGAUGCACAUGCCAGCCUUCCUGAUGGUGAACAAAUAAGCCUUGAAGAUCUCAGCUUCUGUACUGAAGGCAACAGUGGAAGUGUUGCAUCAGAAAGAAUUGAGCUCAUACGAAGACUUCAGCAAGGGAUCCCCUGGAAUGAAUGACAUCAAGUAAGGAAUGGUUACACAGAUUCACUAGUAGGUUUGGACUGAAAAAUAUAAGAAUUAGUGGAGAAUGUUGCUAUAAUUUUUCUAUUUUUUUAUUGUUGUUAAUCUCUUACACUGCCUAAUUUAUAAAUGAAACUUUAGCAUAGGUAUGUACAUCUAGGAACGUAGUUUAUAAUCAGAAGUGUUCUUAAGUUUUGCUCUUAUUUUUCAUGACCUUGAGGUUUUUGUAGUCAUUGAAUUCCCAAAAUGUCAUAGUGAUAUUUGGAUCACCGUACACUUGACUCUCAGGUAUUUUUAUGGCUUUUCUUCUGCUCUCAGGUUAUGUAUAAAAACAGUCAGGAGUGCCCUGGCUGGUUUGGCUCAGUGGUUAGAGUGUCAGCCUAUGGACUGGAGGGUCCCCGGUUUGAUU